AGUCCAAUCCAAAGAACGCUUGUAAACGGACGCCAUCUUGAUUAGGGUGCUGACAAAAGAAAGAGCUACAAUUUGUAUCAUUUUAUCUAUGUCUUCGCCAACAAAACCACCCAUGGAUGUGAAAAAUGAAGAAUCAAAAUCAGAGGAUAGCAAAAACCAAAUGCAGGGAAACAAAAAUAUGCCAGACCAACUCGGAAAGCCUCCAGAUCAUCGGGGACAGCGUGGUGGUCGGGGAGGGUUUAGCGGACCGCGUGGCGGUGGUAGGGGUGGAGGACAGGGCGACAGGAACAUGAGGGGUGGUAGAGGGGGUGGCGGAAAUAGAGGUCGCGGUGGAAUGCAACGAGGUGGUGGAGGGAUGGGAGGCGACAGAAGGGGUAAUCAGCACGGCCUUCAAGGACCUGGUGGUCAAUACAGACAAAAUGAAUAUCAAAUGCAUGUUCAGCCAGAAGAUACAGGCCCCAAAGAGCCCAAGAAAUUCACUGGUAGAUGUCGAUUGUUUGUUGGAAAUGUCACGUCAGAGACCUCGGAGGAUGAAUUCCGUGAGAUGUUUUCAAAGUAUGGUGAAACUGGAGAGAUGUUUUUGAAUGGGGCUAAAGGUUUCGGAUUCAUACGUUUGGACUACAGACACAAUGCAGAGGCAGCGAAAGCCGCAUUAGAUGGAAGCCAACACAAGGGGAGAACUCUUAGAGUAAGGUUCUCUAACCAGGGCUCGGCCAUUAGAGUCAAGAAUCUCUCCCCAUUUGUCUCAAACGAACUGUUAGAUAUGGCCAUGCAGCAGUUUGGAGAAGUGGAACGAGCAGUGGUUGUGGUCGAUGACAGGGGCAGGUCUACUGGAGAAGGGAUUGUGGAGUUUGCCAGGAAGCCUGGUGCUCAGCAGGCUCUUAAACGCAUUAAUGAUGGAGUGUUUCUGAUGACAUCGUCUCCAAGACCAAUGUCUGCUGAGAAUUUAGAAGCCAAAGAUGAAGAUGAUGGAUUGUCAGAGAGGUUCAUGCCAAAAAACCAGCAAUACCAAGGGGACAGAGAGAAGGAACCCAGAUUCGCACCACCAGGGUCAUUUGAGUACAGGUUUGGUCUGAAGUAUAGAGAGAUAGAUGAAAUGGAGAAACAACAGAUUGAAAGGGUGAAGCAGGAAAUGGACCAGCAGAGACUGAAACUGGAGCAUGAAAUGGAAGGGGCAAUGUUUGAUUUCCAAGCUGAACAAAUUAGAGCAGAUUUACUGAGGCAGCAAGAGGAACUCCGCCGCUUGGAAGAGAUGAAAAGUGAGAAAAUGAGGCGUAGACAGGAAUAUGAUUACAGGUUGGAGGAAGAACAGAGGUUGAUGAUGGAUGAUGACAGGCAAAUGAUGAGAAGACCAGGCAUGGACCCAGCUAGUGGUAUAUUGAGAGGUGAAAGCCAGAGGGGAAGUGGAGGAGCCCCCCUUCCUCCACCUCCUGCGCCUCCAGCAGGAAUGGGCUUUGAAAGUCCCAGUGAUCAGAUGCCAAGCAGUUCCUUUGGCAAAAAUGAAGUUGAUAAGGGCCACAGUAACAUGAAUCGCUAUGAUUCUAAUACUGGCAGUUAUGGAGCUAACCCAUCCAGUUUCGGUGCCGGUAUGUCUAACCCAGGUGGUAUGUUUGGGAAUAACCGAAAUAUGGGUGGGAUGGGCAAUCGCAAUGAUAGGAGGAGAGAUAUGGGGAAUGUGGGCGGUGCCAGAGACGACUACGGAGAAAUGAAGAGAAUGAGGCGAUUUUAAAACUUGUGUUUUAUCCGCGACUCUCCUUUUGAGUAUAGGAGGCUCUAAGUGACUUGUUGGCGAUCUGAUUUAACUAUCAGUUUUUGAUCUUCUAAUGUGCUGAAUUUUCAAGUAUAUUGGGACUAUAAUGAUGAAUUUAAAGUUUAAAAAUGACAUUAAUAGAUUAGUAGACUGUUGUUAAUCAUCUACAGAAAUUAUUUUAUCAUGUAAGAUAGUGUUGUUAUUUUAAUGUGAGAUAGGAGUAAUAUACAUUUUUGUCUUCAAAGGACAGGACUUCAUUUUGCAAAGCAAAGAGUUUUGCUAGUGAAGCAAGCAUGUUGUAUGUUGUGUAUAAAAAAUUGAAAUAUUAUCAUGUCAUUUAUACUGCAAAGAAUUAAUGUCAUUGUGAGAUCCAUUUGUACCAUGCAUCAAUAAAGAUCAGUUUUGUGUGUCA
This is a messenger RNA of Ostrea edulis (European flat oyster), 2162 nucleotides long. RefSeq names its product splicing factor, proline- and glutamine-rich-like. Bases 89 to 1729 code for a protein of 546 amino acids. Gene Ontology annotation, molecular function: RNA binding. Gene Ontology annotation, biological process: regulation of DNA-templated transcription. The record is from RefSeq and is a predicted model, not a curated record. NCBI's taxonomy places the organism in Eukaryota, Metazoa, Mollusca, Bivalvia, Ostreida, Ostreidae. Gene Ontology annotation, cellular component: nucleus. The transcript is spliced from 8 exons.